AUGCAGACAUUAUGCAGUAUUGAUUUCAGUAUCAAACUGCGUCUAUCUAUCUAUCUAUCUAUCUAUCUAUCUAUCUAUCUAUCUAUCUAUCUAUCUACUCCCGUCCUAUUUUCUGUCAGUCUAUCUAAAUCUAUCUUUCUAGCCAUCUAUUCGUCGGCCCGUUCGUAUCUAGCUGUCUUGUUUCUCUUCUCUUGCCUUCCUCUCUCACCCCGCCGUGUUCUCGUGUGUGUCGAUUCCGCCUGUGUCUUUCCUGUUUCUUUCUUUCUUUCUUUCUUUCUUCAGUGUUUCUUUCUUUCUUUCUUUCUUUCUACAUGUUUCAUUCUUUCUUUCUUUCUUUCUUUCUUUCUUUCUUUCUUUAUUUCUAAAGGGAUUCUUUCUUCCUUUCUUUCUACAGUGUUUCUUUCUUUCUUUCUUUCUUUCUUUCUUUCUUUAUUUCUAAAGGGAUUCUUUCUUUCAUUCGUUCUACAUGAUUCUUUCUUUCUUUCUUUCUUUCUUUCUUUCUUUCUACAUGAUUCUUUCUUUCUUUCUUUCUUUCGUUCUUUUUGCUUCAGUGACUCUUUCUUUCUUUCUUUCUUUCUUUCUUUCUUUCUUUCUUUCUACAGUGUUUCUUUCUUUAUUUCUUUCUACAGUGUUUCUUUCUUUAUUUCUAAAGGGAUUCUUUCUUUCAUUCGUUCUACAGUGAUUCUUUCUUUCUUUUUUCUUUCUUUCUUUCUUUCUUUUUACUUCAUGAUUCUUCUUUCUUUCUUUCUUUCUUUCUUUCUUUCUUUCUACCGUGAUUCUUUCUUUCUUUCUUUUUACUUCAGUGAUUCUUCUUUCUUUCUUUCUUUCUUUCUUUCUUUCUUUCUUUCUACAGUGAUUCUUUCUUUCUUUCUUUCUUUUUACUUCAAUGAUUCUUCUUUCUUUCUUUCUUUCUUUUUUUCUUUCUACAUUAUUCUUCUUCCCAUUCUGCCCAUUCUCCUUCUUUUUCUUCUUCACAUCCUCCUACUACUUCUUCUUCUUCUUCUUCUUCUUUCCAUUCUCCUCAUUCUCCUUCUUUUUCUUCUUCACAUCCUCCCCCUCCUCCUCCUACUACUUCUUCUUCUCAUUCUCCUAGGUCUUUUUCUUCUUCACAUCCUCCUCCUCCUACUUCUUCUUCUUGUUCUUUCUUGUUCUUGUUAUUCUUCUUACCAUUCUCCUCAUUCUCCUUCUUUUUCUUCUUCACAUCCUCCCCCUCCUCCUCCUACUACUUCGUCUUUCCAUUCUCCUCAUUCUCCUUCUUCUUUUUCUUCUUCACUUCCUCCUUCUCCUCCUUCUCCUACUACUACUGCUUCUUCUUCCCAUUCUCCUAGUGCUUUUUCUUCUUCACAUCCUCCUCCUCCUCCUACUUCUUCUUCUUCACGUCUUCCUCCACUUUCUUCUUCUUCUUCUUCUUCCAAUUCUCUUCAUUCUCCUUGUUCUUUUUCUCCUUCACAUCUUCCUUCUCUUUCUUCUUCUUCGUGUAAAAUAAUAACUAAAUCGUACGUAUAA
Acanthosepion pharaonis is the source of this 1506-nucleotide messenger RNA. NCBI's taxonomy places the organism in Eukaryota, Metazoa, Mollusca, Cephalopoda, Sepiida, Sepiidae. The record is from the annotation of a GenBank genome assembly.